GGAGGGUGCAGAGCGGCCGCCGCCUGGACGCGCGGGCGCUGGGCGGCGGGAGGCGCGGCCGGCCUGGGCUCCGAGCCGGGCGACGUGGGGUCCGGGACUGGGCCCUCCUGCGUGGCUGUUUUUGCGACCCAAGCCCGUGCUCUAUUUUUAAAAACCCGUUUCGCCCGUGUGCCCGUGCACACGCCAGCUUUGGGAGCGUUUACGAGUGACCGUAUCCUCCACUUGGAGUCGUCCGGGGCCAGACUCCUGACGGAGGCAGAGUUUCGUCCUUUUCCGGAAAAAAACAAAACAACCCCUCCCCCUCAGAACCGCUAAGGCUUAUUAUGGGCUGGCGUUACCGAACCCAGUAUCCCAGGGUUCGGACGGGGCUCACGGUGCCGCCUGCAGGUUGGAGGUGGCAGCGUGGCUGGGCCUGAGCCCGCCGGGUGCACCGGCCGUGAUGGCCGCAUCUGCUCGCGGGGUCCGCGGGGUCCGGUGUUGGCGCCCCCGCCCCGCCUGCUGCCUUUGCGGUGCCUGCUCCGCGCCCCCGCCCACUGCGGGGAAGACCCUGGCCUCGCGUCCUGAACGCCGGGCUUUCUGUCUGGAUCAUUUCUUGUGUCCCUCACCCAUGUCCUGCCUCCUCCCACUGCAUGUAUGCUUAAAAAAAAAAGAUUUAUUUAUUCGUUUGAAAGGCAGAGUUACAGAGAGGCAGAGGCAGAGUGAGACAGAGAGGUCUUCCAUCCACUGGUUCACUCCCCAAAUGGCCGCCAAGGGCCUGGGCCGAGCUGACCUGAAACCAGGAGCCAGGAGCUUUUUCCAAGUCUCCCACAUGGGUGCAGGGGCCCAAAGACCUGGGCCAUCUUCUACUGCUUUCCCAGGCCCUAGCAGAGAGCUGGAUCGGGAGUGCAACAGCCGGGACUCGAACCAGCGCCCACAUGGGAUGCCGGCACUGUGGGUGGCGGCUUUAACCUGCUACGCCACAGCCCAGCCUGUGUGCUUUUAAAGUUUAUUCAUUCUCUCUCUCUCUAACUUUGCUUUUCUGACUUUCCUUCUCUCUGUGUAACUUUGCUUUUCAAAUAAAAUAAAUGUUUUUAAAAGUUUAUUUUUAAUUAUUUGAAAGGCACACAGAGAAAGGUCCGUGUUCCAGCCACUGGUUUGUUGUACCUGAAACGUCCAGUUCUGACCGUUAAGUCUGCCAGGAGCUGAGCUAAUGCCUGGAGCAGCCAGAGCCUGGCCAGGUCAAAGUCUGGAGCCAGGUCCCCUACUUGAGGGGCAGGAACCCAAGUCCUUGAGCCAUCCUCCGGGGAAGCUGGGUUGGAAACAGAGGCUUGACUUGAACCUGGCACUGUGUGCUGCGGGAUGUGGGAGUCCCAGGUGGCAGCUUGACCCGCCGUGCCAUGAGGCCUGCACCUGCGUGUGUGUGGAGAGACGUUUGCCAGCGCAAACACUGUUGAUCGGCCAGGGCAAAGGCCGUUUCAGAACCUGGCUGUGCACUUCGGCCUCCUGCCACCUCUGCCUUGUAUGCUCUCUGCUGACUUACGUCCCAGGGCCAAGCUCACGUGGCCUUCCUAGGAGCCAGCACACCCGCCUGCAGGCCUCUCCCGGCCUUACAGCUGCACCGAGCCCCACGGCGAUGCGAGCCAGCGAGAAGGACUUGGAAAAGGCAGUGAGCCAGCUGCAGCUCCUGAAGGAGGACCCGGGGAACGCAGUGAAGCUGCGACUCUACGCCCUGUACAAGCAGGCUACUGAGGGACCUUGUACUAUGCCCAAACCAAGUGUGUCGGACUUUAUCAGUAAAGCUAAAUGGGAUGCAUGGAAUGCCCUUGGCAGCCUGCCCAAGGAAACUGCCAGGCAAGACUAUGUGGAUUUGGUGUCCAGUCUGAGUUCCUCAUCAGAAUCCUCAAGCCCCGUGCAGCCUGGAGCCAGCAGCAGAUCACCUGGAUAUGAAACCCUGGUGGUGACCUCCGAGGGUGACAUCACGAAGAUCAUGUUCAACCGGCCCACCAAAAAAAAUGCUGUCAACACUCAGAUGUAUCACGAACUUAUGCUGGCACUUAAAACUGCAAGCGAGGAUGACUCCGUCCUGACUGUUGUGACAGGUGACGGUGACUACUACAGUAGCGGGAAUGAUCUGACGAACUUCACUGAUGUUCACUCUGGUGGACUUGAGGAGAAAGCGAAAAGCAGUGUCACUUUACUGAGGAAUUUUGUGAACUGCUUCAUCGAUUUUCCCAAGCCUCUGGUCGCGGCGGUCAACGGUCCCGCAGUGGGAAUCGCCGUCACCCUCCUGGGGCUGUUUGAUGUUGUGUAUGCCUCGGACAAGAGACAGAACACUCCCGUCCACUGGUUCACUUCCCAGAUGCCCCCAGUGACUGGGACUGGGCCAGGCCAAAGCUGCAGGCACUCGGAACUCAAUCCAGGUCUCCCACGUGGGUGACAGGAAUCCAACUACUUGAGCCGUCACUGCUGCCUCUCCUGGUCUACACUGGCAGGAAGCGGAGCAGGGCAUGGAACCCAGGCACUACGGCUGGGACCCAGGCAUCUGAACCGCUAAGCUAAGUGCCCACCCUCAGAAGUGUUGCUGAAGUAUAUCUGCAAAACGCUACAUAAGCAAACUAAGCUAAAAAUGAGCAAUGAAGAGGAAUGAAUGGCUCACAGAUAAUGGACUAUAAUAGCUCUUAAAAUCACAUGAGAAAGACAUAUAGUAAGAACAUGGAAAAUAAGCCACAAAGCGGGAGAAAGCAUCUACAUGAUGUCUACCUGAUAGAAGUUACAACUUGAAUAUAUAAAGAACUCCUAUAAUGUAAUAACAAGAACAUUAAACAGACUAACUUUAUAAAAAUGGGCAAAAUAUUUUAACGGUUUCAUCCCCAAGAAGACACACAUGGCUGAUAAGUACAUGAAAAAUGCCCAGCGCCGUUGAUCGUUAGGGACAGAUGGAUUAAAACCCCAGUGGGAUGGAACUGCGCACUUUGGACCAUGGUGAAGUAGGGAGACUUCAUAACACUUUUUUUUUUUUUUU
Messenger RNA from Oryctolagus cuniculus (rabbit), 3001 nucleotides. The record is from RefSeq and is a predicted model, not a curated record. NCBI's taxonomy places the organism in Eukaryota, Metazoa, Chordata, Mammalia, Lagomorpha, Leporidae.